Molecule: messenger RNA, 1242 nt
Organism: Conger conger (European conger)
Lineage: Eukaryota; Metazoa; Chordata; Actinopteri; Anguilliformes; Congridae
Gene: gstt2
Product: glutathione S-transferase theta 2
Exons: 5
Coding region: 82-768 (228 amino acids)
Biological process (GO): glutathione metabolic process
Cellular component (GO): cytoplasm
Molecular function (GO): glutathione transferase activity
Source: RefSeq, a predicted model, not a curated record
GCUGCUAGAGACAUCGUCCCAUCUUCAUUUCUGAGUGUGAUUAAACAGACUAGCUAGCUAAUACGAUCUCAGAAACCCGACAUGGCUGGCAGAAAGGCGCUAGAAAUCUAUGUGGAUUUGUUAUCACAGCCAUGCAGAGCAGUACAUAUUUUUCUGAAUCACAAUAAAAUACCACAUAAGGUGAAAAUGGUAGCCUUGCGAAAAGGUGAGCAUAAAACGCCAGAGUUUACCAGCUUCAAUCCUAUGCAGAAGGUACCAGUAAUGGUAGACAAUGGCUUUGUUCUGACAGAGAGUGAUGCCAUAUUGAAGUAUUUGGCCACCAACUACAAUGCUCCUGAGCACUGGUACCCCACACUACCAGAGAAAAGGGCAAGAGUUGAUGAGUACACAGCCUGGCACCACACUAACACACGGCCGUUUGCUGCCAAGGUCUUCAUUAUGGAGGUGUUACUGGCCCGCAUGAACGGGCAGCCCCCAGACCCUGAGAAGCUGCAGAGGGCUCUGGGGCAGAUGAACGAGAUGCUGGACAAGCUGGAGGACAUGUUCCUGAAGAGAAAGCCCUUCCUUUGUGGCGAUGACAUCACCCUGGCCGAUCUCCUGGCUAUCUGUGAGAUCAUGCAGCCUCUAGGUGGCGACAGAGACAUCCUGAAGGAGCGGCCCAAGCUCCUGGCUUGGAAAAGCAGGGUACAGUCGGUGUUGAAGGAUUCGUUUGAUGAGGCGCACGGAGUGCUUUACCGCGUCCGGGACAACUUCAGAGCAAAGCUAUGAGAGAAACCGGGGCUCAGUGAGAACCGAGAUUUCCUGCUGCUUCUUCUGAGCGGCUGGUGUGUGAAAUAAAUAUUAAACACGCAACAUGAGUGUGUGUGUGUGCACCUGGGGACACUGGUUAUAAUAAUGGGUUGUAAUUAUGGAAUUUUGUCUGUGGAGCAUCAAUGCCAUUUCAGAAUUUCCUUAUAAACUUGUUUAAUAAAGAGGCAUAAAAUAGACACUGAAUUAAUUUUUAAUGUAGGCUAAAAAGCUAUGUUGCUUUGGCUAAACGUGUCAAUACCUAUAAUAAAAUGUCAUUAUUAUCCAAUUGGCACCAAGGUGAAAUACUUAAAAGGUGAGAACAGAACAAAAUGCUUGAAUGUGUGUGCAUUCUAAUAAAUGUAAACAUUGCCUGAAUCGAUUUAUACUGUAAUUUUAUUAAAAACAGCAAACUUUGUACAAAAUGUAUAAUUUAUUAAACAAAUCAAACAGGAA